This is a messenger RNA of Drepanopeziza brunnea f. sp. 'multigermtubi' MB_m1, 1017 nucleotides long. RefSeq lists its product as uncharacterized. Lineage: Eukaryota; Fungi; Ascomycota; Leotiomycetes; Helotiales; Drepanopezizaceae. Gene Ontology annotation, molecular function: 2-dehydropantoate 2-reductase activity. The record is from RefSeq and is a predicted model, not a curated record. Gene Ontology annotation, cellular component: cytoplasm. Gene Ontology annotation, biological process: pantothenate biosynthetic process.
AUGACGGUCACCAUACUAAUCGUAGGCGCUGGCGCUGUGGGGGCAUUUUAUGCCAGUCGGCUCGCCCAAGUACACAAUGCCCAAGUGUCCGUCGUCUGUCGCUCGAAUUACGAGGCAGUCCAUGCCAAUGGCUUCUCUGUUACCUCUCCAAAAUACGGCUCUCACAAAUUUGUGCCCCACAGGACAUUUUCCAGUCCGAAGGAAGCCGCCGAUUCGAGGCUCAAUUGGGACUUCGUCGUGGUGAGCACGAAAGCUCUCGCCAAUGAUGACUCGGACAUCUUGAACGGCCUGGUAAAAGAUGGACGCACGGCUAUCGUUUUGAUUCAAAAUGGGCUAGGGGUGGAAGAGCCGUAUGCCAAACGAUUUCCAUCGACGCCGAUACUCAGCGCAGUUACAAUUGCCAGCGCGGCACAGACGUCUCCUGGCAUCAUCAAACACAAUCGUUGGACUCGAAUCAGCAUCGGCCCGUACCUCCCCGACCACGCGAAUACCGACGGCGGGAUGGGCAAGGCAGCUGUCGAGAGGAACAAGGAGUUCGUGAAGCUGCUCAGAGCAGGGGGUAUUCCGGACGCCGAGGAGUAUUCGCAUUCCAAGUUGCAGAUGGUAAGGUGGCACAAGAUUGCAAUCAACGCCUCUAUGAACCCCUCGGCGGUUUUAUCCGGAGGCUCGACGAACCAUGAAAUGUCAAUGGACGAGGAGAUGUACCUGCACUUGAAGGGCGUGAUGGACGAAGUGCUUGCUACAGCGGAGAAGAUACUGGGCAUGCCUUUGCCGGCGGAGUUCGCUUCCAGUGAAGCGAUACUCAGAAGCACACAGAAGAACACGAGUGGCAGUAAACCCAGCAUGCUCUUGGAUUGGGAGCGAGGCAAGAAGAUGGAGCUGGAAGUUAUCUUGGGCAAUCCUAUCAGAAUGGCGAGGGCAAAGGGUCUUGAAUUGCCAAGGCUGCAGACUUUGUAUGCACUACUUCGAAGUGCGGAACAGAAACGAGAGCAGCAGAAGCAAGUCAGUAAAAUAUAG